This is a messenger RNA of Lasiodiplodia theobromae, 1293 nucleotides long. RefSeq names its product Myosin type ii heavy chain. Lineage: Eukaryota; Fungi; Ascomycota; Dothideomycetes; Botryosphaeriales; Botryosphaeriaceae. Bases 1 to 1293 code for a protein of 430 amino acids. The transcript has a single exon. The record is from RefSeq and is a predicted model, not a curated record.
AUGACCACCAUCAACCUCAACAUCAACAUCAACGGCGCUGCGCCCGCUAACCUUGAGGCGCCACGCCAACUCGACAUGGCUCCUUCCCACAUGCCUGUCGAAAAUGUUGGCGCGGUCCGCCCACAGCCUCCUGCUCCGGUGAGGGAGUUCUACCCGUGCCAGGGUACAACCCGCAAGGGGAAGGCGUGCGGAAACGUCAUCAAGCACGACAAGUGGGUUCGCGGCGUCCACUUCUGCAGCCACCACCGCGGCGACGCCGCGAUCGAGGAACUCGAGCAGCUCCGGGCCCGGGUGCAGCAGCUGAGCACCGACAAGGCCGUGCUGCAGUCCAGGGCCGACACGGCGGAGGAAAGCACAAGGAGGGUCCUUAGCGAGCGCGACGAGGCCCGCCGUGAGCGUGACGAGACCCAGGACCGUGCCGCCGGCGAGCUCGCCAGGGCUCGAGGCAAGAUUGAAGGUCUGACCGUCGACAUCGCCAGCAAGGAGCGAGAAAGGUUCAAUCUCGUCGUCGCCGCCCACUUCACCACGCAGAAUGCCCGCUCGGAGCGCGAACACUGGACCAAGGUGAUAGAAGUGUUGCAGGCUGAGAAUCAGAAGCUGCGUGAGGACCAGAAGCGCACAGCCGGCGAGCUCGCUGCCCUCAGUGAGGACAAGCGUUUCCUUCUCGCCAGAAUCACCGCCGCGGAUGGCAAUACGGCGAGGGCCCGCAGCGAACGCGAUCAGGCACGCAAAAGCCUCGACGGCUCCCAGACCCAGCUCGCCGACGCCCAAGCCAAGCUCGCCGACUCGCAGUCCAAGCUUGUUUCAGCUAGGAAGACGGAGGACGAGCUAAUCACUUAUAGCGACGACCUCGAAACCAGAAUUGAUGCCGCCGAGUCCACUACGGAGAGGGUCAGUCGUGAGCGUGACGAGGUCCGCAAAGAGCGCGAUGAACUCUGCCGUGAGCGCGACGAGCUCCAGCGAAGCCUGAGCGAGGCCCAGGAUCGUGCCGCCAGCGAGAUUGCCAGGCUCAACGAGGACAACCGAUUCCUUCUCGCCAGGGUCGCUGCGGCAGACAACAACACGGCGAGGGCUUGCAGCGAGCGGGAUGAGGAGAGAAGGGCAAAGGCAGAGGUAGAGGCACAGAACGGAGAGCUGGUCAGCGCGCUGCAGCAGAGAGGCGAGGAGAUCACUCUCGCUCAAAAGACUGUGGAGGAGCAUGGCGAAGAGUACCUGCGCACCGUUCGCGGCAUCCAGGCCAAUAUGGAGGAAAGAUUGAAGAUUUGUCGCCAAGACCUCGACGAAGAUACCUGA